GUGUUUAUCUGUUGUGAGAAAUAAAUAGAAAUAGAAAGAAAGAGAGAAAGAAAGAAAGAAAGAAAGAUUUAUAGUUUGACAAGGGUACAUUUUUGGUAGUGUAUGGGGUGCACGUUAGCAUCGAAAUGAAUCAAUGGGAUAGAACAAUGUGUAUAAUACAUUCGAUACGUUUCGUCAGCUGAUCAGAGUGUUUUUAACGAGAUGUGAACAACUAGGAAAUAUUAGAUUCAAUUUUGCUCUGCAUUCUGUUAUAAAUCAUCACACGUAUUCGCCUGAACAUUUUUUCUAAGUCUAAAGAAUAGAAAGAGGACAACACUAAACUGUAGAGGAUCUUUUGUAGAAAAUAAAGAAAGAAACAAAAAAAAAAUAAUAAGGAAGGAAGAAAAGAAGGAAGGAAGGAAGGAAGGAAGGAAAGGAUUAAUCAAAGACUAAAAGAAAGACUUGAAAGAAAUGGGGAACAAAAACAGUUGCUGUGUUUAUUCCAGUCCUCAAGUUGGACGUAAGGAAUUAACAGUCGAAGGUGUCACAAGAGGCCUUGAAGAACAUCUUCCAGAAGGAGGUAUCAGUGUUAAUAAUUUACAGCACAUUAGCGAACGAGAACCUGAAGACUGGGAUUCUGAUCCAUCGUUGCAUCCUUGUGCUGGAACUAUUUUCAUGGAACGUUCUAAACAAGCUAUCGAAAAUGGUAUGGUAAGGAAAAAGAGUCAACAUCAAAUAGCAGAUACAAGGCCUCUGAAAAAAAGUAGCAGUUGUAGUACCAUAUACUUGGACGAUAGUACCGUUUCUCAACCUAAUUUAAAAAAUACAGUGAAAUGUGUUGCCUUAGCUGUUUAUUAUCAUAUUAAAAAUAGAACUUCACACAGACAAAUUGAUAUAUUUGACGAAAAGUUACAUCCUUUAACGAGGGACGGUGUUGCGGAUGAUUAUGAUAAACAUAAUCCUGAGCAUAAACAGAUUUAUAAAUUUGUAAGGACUCUAUUUAAUGCUGCUCAAUUGACAGCUGAAUGUGCCAUCAUAACCUUAGUCUACCUUGAACGACUACUUACUUAUGCAGAAAUAGAUAUAACACCAGCUAACUGGAAACGUAUUGUACUUGGAGCUAUUUUAUUAGCUUCUAAAGUAUGGGACGAUCAGGCUGUGUGGAAUGUAGAUUAUUGUCAAAUUUUAAAAGAUAUUACUGUUGAAGAUAUGAACGAAUUGGAAAGACAAUUUUUGGAAAUGUUACAGUUUAACAUAAACGUUCCUUCAAGUGUGUAUGCCAAAUAUUAUUUUGAUUUACGCACACUUGCAGAAGCAAAUGAAUUAACAUUCCCCAGCGAGCCACUUAGUAAGGAAAAAGCGCAAAAAUUAGAAGCUAUGUCCAGAGUCUACGAAGAUAAGGUAACAGCUGAAGCCCUACGUACUGGUAUUAAAAAGUGGUAUAGUUUAGAUAAUGUAUGCAUAGGUGGACCUAGACGUAGUAUUGCUAUUUUGUCCUAAAUAAAAUAUUUCAAUAUACAAGAACACAUGCAAAUACAUUGACAUUCUAAAUUUAGAAGAAAAUUCAGGAAGAUUUUGUGUAAGUUUUUAUAGUAAUUAUUAGUCUUUAUAAAGUUCAUAUAUAUAUAAAUAUAAAAGUAACAAAAACUUUGUAACAAAUCUAUUAUCCUGUAAUUUGCAUACAGGACUCCUUUUAAUAUUACCAARAAWAAAAAAAAAAAAAAAAAAARAAAAAAGGAGGUUCCAUUGGUAGUGGAUAGUUUUUUUUAUUGAAAUAUUUUAUCUGUCUUCUUCAAUUCUCGUCGUUAAACAACUAUAAUAUAUCAUGAUCUUUGAUCGGUAAUU
Molecule: messenger RNA, 1824 nt
Organism: Polistes dominula (European paper wasp)
Lineage: Eukaryota; Metazoa; Arthropoda; Insecta; Hymenoptera; Vespidae
Gene: CycY
Product: cyclin Y
Biological process (GO): regulation of cyclin-dependent protein serine/threonine kinase activity
Molecular function (GO): protein kinase binding
Source: RefSeq, a predicted model, not a curated record